Molecule: messenger RNA, 1451 nt
Organism: Dimorphilus gyrociliatus
Lineage: Eukaryota; Metazoa; Annelida; Polychaeta; Dinophilidae
Source: the annotation of a GenBank genome assembly
AAUAGAAUAAUCACGUGACAGGCCUUAAGUAUACUAAAGUUAAAAUGGAAGUGGUCCAAAAUAUUUUUGUUUUUUUAUUUCUAACGAAUUUAAGAUUUGUAUUUAACCUAAAUAAUAAUUUAGCGAGAACCCCGCCUAUGGGAUGGCUAUCUUGGGAGAGAUUUGAAUGCAAUACAGAUUGCAUGAAUGAUCCAGAUAACUGUAUCGGGUUUGUAGGCGGAAGCAACUGUUUAGGUUAAUUGCGUUUAGUCUAUAAUAUUCUGCAGAGAGCGAUUAGUUAAAACAAUUGCUGAUGCAAUGGUCGAAAAAGGGUUUAGAGAUGCUGGUUAUACUUAUGUUACUCUAGACGACUGCUGGCCUGCCAGGGAAAGAGAUAAGCAAGGACGCUUACAGCCUGAUCCUUUAAGAUUUCCAAACGGAAUAAAAUACUUAGCCGACUACCUCCACUCUAAAGGCUUAAAACUAGGUCUCUACGAGGACAUUGGCACUCACACUUGUGCUGGAUUUCCCGGAACCCAAGGUCAUUGGAAAUUAGAUGCUCAAACUUAUGCGGACUGGGGAGUUGAUAUGAUAAAAUUUGAUGGCUGCAACUCAGAUGUUCAACAUUACGAUAUGGGUUUUCCUUUAAUGGCGAAAUAUUUAAAUCAAACGGGACGACAAAUUUUAUAUUCUUGCGAAUGGCCUUUAUAUGAAAGAGCUCACGGAGUAAAGCCAAAUUAUACUGCGGUUGCAGAAGCUUGCAACACUUUUAGAGUAUAUGGUGAUAUAUAUGAUGCUCGUCAAAGUAUUAUGAGUGUCGUUAAUUGGUAUGGAGAAAAUCCAGGAGGCUUCUUAAAUGUGUCUGGGCCUGGCCACUGGAGCGAUGGAGAUAUGAUUACAUUAGGUAAUUACGGUCUCAGCCAUAGCGAAGAAAGAACUCAAAUUGGAAUGUGGGCAAUUUUUGCAUCUCCUUUACUAAUGUCUGUCGAUAUAAGAACAAUCAACGAUAAAUCUAGAAGACUUUUACAACAUCGAGGUGUUUUAAGUAUUAGUCAAGAUAGUUUAGGAAUUCCUGGAAGAAGAAUUUUAAAUAUGGAAAAUGGAGCUAUUCAAGUUUGGGUAAGACCUUUGGCACCAAGGGGAACUUUCGCCAUAGCUACAAUAUACACCAAUACUUUUGGAUACCCUAUAAAAGUGUCAACGAAGCUGUCUGACCUUGGCUUAAAAAAUCCAAACGGCUACAACGUAACAGAAGUAUUUGAUGGCAUUCAUAGGGGAGAGUUUAGGUCAAAUCACAAUUACACAAGAAUGGUUAAACCAACUGAUAUUGACUUAGUUCUAGCUAAGGUACUAUAAAUCCAAAUUUUUGGAUCCUUAACAAUAAACUUUUAUACUUUACUAGUUAUACAAAAAUAAGAAAUACAUGUUUUUGAAAAAAUCAGAUAAUAAAUAGUGGCAAAAAGGUCAACUUA